AUGCGCAAAUAUGACAGAAAUGGAAGCUCCGAGGCCUUCCAAGAGCUCGAGGCUGGAGGAGAAGAACCCAACGGCGGGGGAUGACAGCACGACAGAGGACGGCGCAAAAAGCGUUCGCAGAAAGACCGGGGCGGCACCAGAGAGCCUGGGGGAGGAGGGAGACGGUGGGGAAGGCUCGGGGGAGGAAGAUGAAGAGGACGAGGGAGUGAGAGAGCAGAUGAACGAGUUCUUCUCAGAGCUAGACGUGGACCUUACGCGCCAGAAACGGAACCUCAUGACGGAGGGAAUCCGCGUUCCGAGACGAAGGAGUGCCUUGCCAGCUCACCUCCGCUCAGUGAUGGGUUCGGCAAACCUGCGACUGGCCAGGGGAGACUCAGCUGGGGCCAUUGAACUCUGCCUGGAGGUCAUCCGACAAGCCCCUCACUCCCCAGAGCCCUACCUCACUCUCUCCACCGUCUAUGAGGAGACUGGAGACACACAGAAAUUACUGCAGAUUUUGGUUAUAUCUGCUCACUUGAAGAGAUCGGAUGUGGAGUUGUGGGCGAAGGCUGGCCAGUUGGCCGUGGAACUUAGUAAUCUCUCUCUGGCCUCCCGAUGCUACCAGCAAGCGUGUAAGUUGGAGCCUGGAAACCUGCCGUUCAUUUGGAGGAAGGCCUCGGUGUACCAGUUGUCGGGGGAGACCGGGAAGGCAGUGACCACUUACAAACAGCUGCUACAGAUGUUGUCUCCUGGCAACAGCCGUGACAUACUGGAAGUUUCCAAGGAGAUGGCACAAUGA
Messenger RNA from Geodia barretti, 778 nucleotides. The record is from the annotation of a GenBank genome assembly. Lineage: Eukaryota; Metazoa; Porifera; Demospongiae; Tetractinellida; Geodiidae.